Molecule: messenger RNA, 2641 nt
Organism: Pseudophryne corroboree (corroboree frog)
Lineage: Eukaryota; Metazoa; Chordata; Amphibia; Anura; Myobatrachidae
Gene: TARS2
Product: threonyl-tRNA synthetase 2, mitochondrial
Exons: 19
Coding region: 80-2269 (729 amino acids)
Biological process (GO): threonyl-tRNA aminoacylation
Cellular component (GO): cytoplasm
Molecular function (GO): ATP binding; threonine-tRNA ligase activity
Source: RefSeq, a predicted model, not a curated record
CCGGGGUAGUAAUGGGCGUGCCAGGAGUCUUAAUGGCUGCCCUGUGUGCAUGUGAGAGAGAUGGUGGUUCCUGCUGUAUAUGAUGAAGUUACUAUCGCUGCUGAAGAGGAAUCCCCUUAUUAGGCAUAAGCCUGUGCCUGAUGACAUGUGCAGGAUUGCCAAUGACGGAGUUCCUCUGGCAGGAAAGGUGGAAUGGAAGCAUAGCUCCAGUGAUGUGAACCAGCGUGCAGGGGUGCAGCACAAAGCGCUGCCGGAGUUUAUUCACCAUCGGCUGCAGUGCUUUGAGGGGCUGAGACGGCGUCACGAGGCUAGACUUGCAGAUCGAGUCUCCAAUGAGUCCCAUCCCAUCAGAAUUUCCUUACCAGAUGGGAGGGUAGUGAGCGGGGAGUCAUGGAAAACCACUCCUUAUGAUCUGGCUGUAAGAACCGGGUCAGGCCCGGCGCACAGUAUCCUAGCAGCCCGUGUAAAUGGUGAGCUGUAUGACCUGAGCAGACCCCUAGAAGCAGAUACUGACAUUGACUUUCUCACAUUUGAUUCCAGCGAUGGACAAGCUAUAUUUUGGCAUUCAAGUGCCCACGUUCUUGGGGCCGCUCUGGAGCAAUUCUACGGAGGUCUCUUAUGUCACGGACCCAACACUGAAAAUGGAUAUUUCUAUGAUGUAUACCUGGAGAACGGCAGUGUGCCGGCCAGUGACCUCCCUGACUUGGAAGCGGUGUGUAAGGAUAUAGUUAGACAAAAGCUCCCCUUCCAGCGAGUGGAAGUGACACAGGAAGAUCUGCUGGAGCUGUUCAAGUAUAGCAAAUUUAAAACGCAAAUAAUUCAAGAGAAGAUCGAGACGACGACAACUAUAUACAGAUGCGGUUCCUUGGUUGACCUCUGCCGGGGGGCCCAUGUCAGGCACACCGGGCAGAUCAAGGCCAUUCGCCUCCUGAAGAGCUCCUCAGCCUUUUGGAGAGGAAAUCCUGCGCAGGAAACAUUGCAGAGAAUUUACGGGAUUUCUUUUCCGGAAUCUGUGCAGUUGAAAGAGUGGGAGAGAGCUCAGGAAGAGGCCGCCAGUCGGGACCACCGCAAAAUAGCCAAGGACCAGGAAUUGUUUUUCUUCCAUGAAUGGAGUCCUGGGAGUUGUUUCUUUCUGCCAAAAGGAGCACACAUCUACAACGUCCUGAUGGAGUUCAUCAAGAGUGAGUACAGGAAGCGAGGCUUUACGGAGGUCAUCACUCCAAACAUGUACAACAAGAAGCUCUGGCAGCAGUCUGGGCACUGGGAACACUACGGCGACAACAUCUUCUCCUUCCCUGUGGAAGACGAGACUUUCUCUCUGAAGCCGAUGAACUGCCCCGGUCACUGCUUGAUGUUUGACCAUCGCCCCCGGUCGUGGAGGGAACUGCCCCUGAGACUGGCUGACUUUGGGGUACUGCACAGAAAUGAGCUCUCGGGGGCCCUGUCAGGGCUCACACGUGUCCGUCGCUUCCAGCAAGAUGACGCCCACAUAUUCUGCUCAAUGGAUCAGCUUGAAUCAGAAAUCAGCGGCUGCCUGGACUUCCUCCGCGCGGUGUACUCGGUCUUUGGCUUCACGUUUAAGCUGUUCCUGUCCACCCGCCCAGAGCAGUAUAUGGGGGAGCUGGAGAUCUGGGAGAAGGCUGAGCAGGAACUGGAGACCAGUCUGAAUGGGUUUGGCCUUCCGUGGGAAUUGAAUCCAGGAGACGGUGCAUUUUAUGGGCCAAAGAUUGACAUCCAGAUUCAAGACGCCAUGGGCCGUUACCAUCAGUGUGCCACCAUCCAGCUCGACUUUCAGCUACCGAUCCGCUUCAACCUCAGCUACGUGGGUAAGGCGGACGGCGCGGUAGAACGCCCGGUGAUGAUCCAUCGUGCUGUGCUGGGCUCUGUGGAGAGGAUGCUGGCUAUCCUGGCUGAGAGCUACGCUGGGAAGUGGCCAUUCUGGCUUUCCCCAUUCCAGGUCAUGGUGGUCCCUACCGGAACCGGUACUGAGGAUUAUGCCCAUGAGGUACAUAGAAUCAUUCAUGACAGUGGCUUUAUGGUGGAUGUUGAUACAGACCAAGGAACCACCUUCAACAAAAAAAUCCGCAAGGCUCAACUGGCACAGUACAACUUCAUUCUGGUGGUCGGGGAGAAGGAAAAGCUGAACAGCACUGUCAACGUACGGACCAGAGACCGCAGGCAGCACGGGGAGCGUAACCUAACGGAACUGAUCGCAAGGUUGGCGGAGCUGCGGGAUUCACGUGUUGGAAAUGCGGAGGAGAUCUACUGAUUCUCUUGUUACACAACUGAGAAGUGCUAAAUCCCAAAUUAUUAACUGGUCAAAUCAUAACAUCAAUAUGGGAGCUGUAUGUGUAACCAAGAGCAAUGCACUGAGCCGUUCCGGUCUUUCAGUGAUACCGGUGCAAUCCUCUACAGGUCAUGUGCUGAGGUCACAUGGUGCUAUCGUAUUAGACUUGCUCCUAGCACCAGUAAUCAUGGUCUGUUAUAAUAAAACACAAAUUGUGUCCUAGUUAUGUGUAAGAAAAGCAUAUGGACGAGUGAGUACUGCCCAGCUUUCCUUAUUUAUAUGCAUUUAUGAACGAGUUAUUGGAACCUGCCGUCACGAGUGCUCGUCUGAAUUGAAAUAAAUUAUAGUAUAAAA